Messenger RNA from Salvelinus sp. IW2-2015, 1787 nucleotides. RefSeq names its product secretory carrier-associated membrane protein 1. Gene Ontology annotation, cellular component: recycling endosome membrane; trans-Golgi network membrane. Gene Ontology annotation, biological process: protein transport. NCBI's taxonomy places the organism in Eukaryota, Metazoa, Chordata, Actinopteri, Salmoniformes, Salmonidae. The record is from RefSeq and is a predicted model, not a curated record.
GCAGACAUCACUUCCGAGAUCCUGCCAUUUUGCUGCUGAUGCUCAAAGCAAGCAGCGUCCAGACUAGCUGGUGCUGGCUGCAGCCAUUGUUUUGAAGUACAGCUGAUUAUUUUUUUUAACGAGACUAAAUCAGUUUUUAACAAUUGAAGACGUCAUCAAAGUAGAAUGUCAGAUUUCGACCACAACCCGUUCGCGGACCCUGAAUUCAAUAACCCUUUUCAGGAUCCGUCGGUGACCCAAGUAACACAGAAUGCUCCUCCAGGGUUGGAAGAGUACAACCCCUUCACAGAUGCCAAGCCGGUCCACCCUGGCCCAGCGCCUAAAGUACCGCCCCCACCCACCACCACCACCACCAACACACAACCAGCCAUCAUGAAGCCUACUGAAGAACCUCCUGCAUACUCACAGUCACAGGAGCAGGCGUGGGCGGCUACAGAGCUGCUGAGGAGACAGGAAGAGCUGGAGAGGAAGGCCGCCGAGCUAGAUCGCCGCGAGAGAGAGAUGCAGUCGCUCAGCACAUCAGGAGGUAGGAAAAACAACUGGCCUCCUCUCCCGGAGAAGUUCCCCGUGGGCCCCUGUUUCUACCACGACAUCACAGUGGACAUCCCUGUGGAGUUCCAGAAGACUGUCAAGAUCAUGUACUACAUCUGGAUGUUCCACACGGGGACGCUGUUCGCCAACAUGUUUGGCUGUCUGGCCUGGUUCUGUGUGGAUGCGACCAGGGGAGUGGACUUUGGUCUGGCCAUGCUCUGGUUCAUGAUCUUCACCCCCUGCUCCUUCGUCUGCUGGUACAGACCCCUCUAUGGAGCUUUCAGGAGUGACAGCUCGUUCCGUUUCUUUGUAUUCUUCUUCGUGUACAUCUGUCAGUUUGGCGUUCACGUGAUGCAGUCCAUCGGCAUCUCCGGCUGGGGCGCCAGUGGGUGGAUCUCCGCUCUGAUUGGUCUGAAUAAGAGCAUCCCUGUUGGCAUCAUCAUGAUCCUCAUCGCUGCUCUUUUCACCGCCCUGGCUGUAAUGUCGCUCAUCAUGUUCAAAAAGGUCCAUGGCAUGUACCGUACCACAGGGGCGAGCUUUGAGAAGGCCCAGGCCGAGUUCGCCACGGGCGUCAUGGCCAACAAGACGGUCCAGACCGCCGCUGCCACCGCCGCCUCCAACGCCGCCAGCGGAGCCUUCAAGCAACAGAUCUGAUUGGCCCCUGGAGCCCGUCCUAUUUCUUCACUCCGUCCAAUCCAGCCCCGCCCCCCCUCGAGCCGAGCUCAAGCUUCCCUGCCCUCCUAACCUAGCUCUACUCGCAUGACUAGGAUGAGACCAUAGAGAGAGGUAGAGGGCUCGUCUCUGCAUCUGUGGCGUUGUAGUCGUCUGUGACAGCAUGGGGCAGCGCCAUUGAGGCUACAACCCAUAAAAAACAUACUGACCCAGUUGACUACUUUUUGAUUUCUUUAACCCCCUUAUGUCGAUGUCCGCGCCCCCACGGAAAUCUAAUUAGCAUUAACAUAAUAAGCAUAAUAAAACAAUCCCCGUAACAAUGUGUCAGUUUAAGCUAGGGAGAUGGUGUAUUGGAUGCAUCUCAGUCCACCGCAUGCGCCCAUGCCACACUUCCUCAUCUGCGGUGAAAGGUGACGGAGCUAGAGCGGUGUUUGUCAGACCAAGAGACGUCCUGAAAAAUGGUUCUGCUCACAAAAUCGUCCGUAGCGUCCGAAUGGUUUGACCUAGAAAACUAUCUAUGGAAAGCUGGGACUCUCACGAACACAAUGGUGUUUUGCUCUACGACCCCCCCCCCCCCCCACACA